AUAAACAGUCUGUGUUAUCAACAGUCAGUGUCAUAAACACACAUUGACCCAGGGGUUUUAGCUAACUAUAGACCAAUCUCUAACCUCCCCUUCCUCUCUAAGAUUCUGGAGAAGGUAGUCGCCAAAGAGUUGUAUGACUUUCUACAUAACAAUAGUUUAUUUGAGGAUUUUCAGUCAGGAUUUAGAGUUCAUCAUAGCACAGAGACAGCUCUGGUUAAAGUUAAUAAUGACCUUCUGAUUGCUUCUGACAAUGGACUUGUCUCUGUACUUGUAUUAUUAGAUCUUAGUGCUGCAUUUGACACCAUUGACCAUAAUAUUCUUUUACAGAGACUUGAGCAUCAAAUUGGCAUUAAAGGAACCGCACUAAGCUGGUUUAAGUCAUAUUUAUCAGAUCGUUCGCAGUUUGUGUAUGUUAACGAUGAAUCUUCAAUAAAUACUACAGUUAGUCAUGGAGUUCCACAAGGUUCUGUACUUGGACCAAUACUAUUUACUUUAUAUAUGCUCCCUUUAGGCAACAUUAUUAGGAAUCACUCCAUUAACUUUCACUGUUAUGCAGAUGAUACGCAGUUAUAUCUAUCGAUCAAGCCCGAUGAAAUUAAUCAAUUAUCUAAAUUACAAACAUGUCUUAAGGACAUAAAAUCCUGGAUGAGCUGCAAUUUUCUGAUGUUAAACUCAGAAAAAAACGAAAUUCUUGUUCUUGGCCCCAAAAACCUUAGAGACUCACUGUCUAAAGAUAUAGUUACUCUAGAUGGCAUUAACUUGGCCUCUAGCACCACUGUCAGGAAUCUUGGAGUUAUCUUUGAUCAGGAUUUGUCUUUUAACUCCCACAUGAAGCAGACCUCUAGGACUGCCUUCUUUCAUUUACGUAAUAUUACAAAAAUUAGACACAUACUAUCACAGACAGAUGCAGAAAAACUAAUCCAUGCAUUUGUUACUUCAAGGCUGGAUUACUGCAACUCUUUAUUAUCAGGUUGCCCCAAUAAGUCCAUUAAAACGCUCCAAUUAAUUCAGAACGUUGCAGCACGAGUACUGACACAAACUAGAAAAAGAGAUCACAUCUCUCCUGUACUAGCUUCUCUGCAUUGGCUCCCUGUAAAAUGUAGAAUAGAAUUUAAAAUCCUCCUCCUCACCUAUAAAGCUCUUCAUGGUCAGGCCCCUUCAUAUCUUAAAGAGCUCAUAGUACCCUAUUACCCCUCUAGAACACUACGUUCUCUGAAUGCUGGGCUACAUGUGGUUCCUAUAAUUGGCGCUAUACAAAUAAAAUUGAAUAUAGUCUCUAAAAGUAGAACAGGAGCCAGAGCCUUCAGUUACCAAGCUCCUCUCCUGUGGAACCAGCUUCCAGUUGUGGUUCGGGAGGCAGACACCCUCACCACAUUCAAGAGUAGGCUUAAGACAUUCCUCUUUGAUAAAGCUUAUAGUUAGGGCUGGAUCAGGUGAGUCCUGAACCAUCCCUUAGUUAUGCUGCUAUAGGCCUAGACUAUCGGGGGAUUUCCCAUGAUGCACUGAGCUCCUCUCUUCCUCUCUCUUUCUGCAUUCAUUCAUGUUCCAUUAAUGCAUGUUACUAACUUCACUUC
Dicentrarchus labrax (European seabass) is the source of this 1574-nucleotide messenger RNA. RefSeq lists its product as uncharacterized. The record is from RefSeq and is a predicted model, not a curated record. Bases 499 to 1422 code for a protein of 307 amino acids. NCBI's taxonomy places the organism in Eukaryota, Metazoa, Chordata, Actinopteri, Moronidae. The transcript has 2 exons.